Acanthisitta chloris (rifleman) is the source of this 1512-nucleotide messenger RNA. RefSeq names its product potassium voltage-gated channel, delayed-rectifier, subfamily S, member 3 (gene KCNS3). Gene Ontology annotation, biological process: potassium ion transmembrane transport; protein homooligomerization. NCBI's taxonomy places the organism in Eukaryota, Metazoa, Chordata, Aves, Passeriformes, Acanthisittidae. The transcript has 2 exons. Gene Ontology annotation, molecular function: protein binding; voltage-gated potassium channel activity. Gene Ontology annotation, cellular component: voltage-gated potassium channel complex; membrane. The record is from RefSeq and is a predicted model, not a curated record.
AUGGUUUAUGGCGAAUUUUUCCACAGACCUGGCAAAGAUGCAGAACUUAUCAAUUUGAAUGUGGGUGGCUUUAAGCAAUCAGUGGAUCAAAGCACUUUGCUCCGAUUUCCCCAUACCAGACUUGGGAAACUUCUCAAAUGCCAUUCAGAAGAGGCUAUUCUAGAACUGUGUGAUGAUUAUAGUGUUGCAGACAAGGAAUAUUACUUUGACAGGAAUCCUUCCUUGUUCCGAUAUGUUCUGAAUUUUUACUAUACAGGCAAGCUUCACUUUAUGGAAGAACUUUGUGUCUUUUCCUUCUGCCAGGAAAUAGAGUACUGGGGAAUGGGAAACUUCUCAAAUGCCAUUCAGAAGAGGCUAUUCUAGAACUCUGUUUUCUGCUGCAGCAAUCGGUACCAAGAAAGGAAAGAAGAAGGUCCUGGUAAAGACUGGGAUCAGAAGAGCAAUGACAGUAUAGACUCCUCUAAUGAAGAGUCAUCCAUAUUUGAUAAAGAGCUAGAAAAGUUUGACAGUCUUUGUUUUGGUGAAAUAAGAAAGAAGAUCUGGGUCAGAAUGGAAAAUCCUGGAUACUGCUUGUCUGCCAAGUUAAUUGCUGUGUCAUCCCUGAGCAUUGUCCUGGCAUCAAUCGUGGCCAUGUGCAUUCACAGCAUGCCAGAAUUUCAAAAGCUGGACGCCAAUGACAGGGAGAUUGAAAACCCCGCACUGGAAGCUGUGGAGAUUACAUGCAUCAUCUGGUUUACUGCUGAGCUAGUGAUCAGGCUCCUCACUGCUCCAAGUCAAAAGAAAUUCUGGAAGAAACCACUGAAUAUCAUUGAUUUUGUCUCUAUUAUCCCAUUUUAUGCCACACUGGCUGUGGACACAAAGGAAGAAGAAAGUGAAGAUAUUGAAAACAUGGGGAAAGUGGUUCAGAUCCUGCGGUUAAUGAGGAUAUUUCGCAUCCUGAAACUGGCCAGGCACUCUGUAGGACUGCGGUCUUUAGGUGCCACUUUGAGACAUAGCUAUCAAGAAGUUGGACUCCUGCUUUUGUUUUUGUCUGUGGGGAUUUCUAUUUUUUCAGUGCUUGUCUACUCAGUGGAGAAAGAUGAUGAUGACUCAGAACUGCAGAGCAUCCCUAUUUGCUGGUGGUGGGCAACCAUCAGCAUGACCACUGUUGGAUAUGGGGAUACUUAUCCAGUCACGCUCCCUGGAAAGCUGCUUGGCACCCUAUGCAUUAUCUGUGGGAUACUAGUGGUAGCACUUCCAAUCACCAUUAUUUUCAAUAAGUUUUCUAAAUACUAUCAAAAGCAAAAAGCUAUUGAUACAGACCAAUGCAACAAUGAUCACAAAGAGAAAUGUAAUGACCUACCCUAUUUUAACAUUAGGGAUAUUUAUGCAAAAAAGAUGCACUCCUUCAUUUCUAGCCUUUCUUCAGUAGGAAUUGUAGUCAGCGACCAAGACUCAACAGAUGCCUCCAGCAUCCAAGAUAUGGAGAAUGUUUAUAACACAAUAUCUUUAGAGCAUGGUACAGGAAAAUGA